Messenger RNA from Syngnathoides biaculeatus (alligator pipefish), 2265 nucleotides. RefSeq names its product centrosomal protein 41 (gene cep41). Bases 623 to 1726 code for a protein of 367 amino acids. Gene Ontology annotation, cellular component: ciliary basal body. Gene Ontology annotation, biological process: protein polyglutamylation; cilium assembly. The record is from RefSeq and is a predicted model, not a curated record. NCBI's taxonomy places the organism in Eukaryota, Metazoa, Chordata, Actinopteri, Syngnathiformes, Syngnathidae. The transcript is spliced from 11 exons.
AUUCCCCUGUUGAAAUUGAAAAAACGAACACUGGUUGCCGUGUGCUUGACAAUUAAAUAUUAAUGUGCCGUUUUAUACAUUUUCAUCCGGUUUUAAAUUAUUAGAAAUAAAUUUACUCGAUGUGUUGAGAAGUGGUGGCUUUGGAUAGUACUAUAUUAUAUGAUACAUAUGACUCCUUCGUGGUUUGUCGGCGUUCUUGGUAACAAGCAGGCUCGGCAGGAAGCUAAGCUAACAUGCUAACCCAAAUGCAGACGUACGACCUUGAUGCUACGCUCUCGCUAUCGUGACGUCCCGAAAUCGGAAACGUACGGCAUUGAUGUAAUGAUUAUGAUGAUGUAAAGGCUGCUGAUGUCAACCAAUGCUCAGACAACUGCCUUACAAACGCGCCUACUCGUCGUGUCGCCGACAUCCACCUUGUGUGCCUCGAUCGAUUAGUCGGGUCUGCGCAUGUUUGGAGAAGCCACUGGAACAAAAUAUCGGAAAAGGGAACUGGUAUAACCUAAAAUGAUUGCCUUGGAAACCAACCUGGCUCAUGAGUUUUAAAGAUUCUUCGAGAUUUGAACCUUUUGGAGAACAUCUAAGCUUGAAAACGACGCGUUUGUUGUGGAAUCUCCAUUGAAAGAUGUCGCUCUACAGAGGCAUCGGUGGCGAUCAGUACAUGAGGAAAAGGAUACCAAAGAAUGCCAAGUAUCAGCACAUCAAAACGAAACUGGACACAGGAGUUAGCCUCACCAAGUAUUUGGAGCGCCUGGAGGAGAUUAAACAACACUACAAGUUCAAUAAAGGCGAAAUCUUCAAGCGUUUUAAAGUGACAACAUUCGCAGAGCUGGUACUUCAAGUAGCGUCAGUGUCGGACCUCAAUGAAUGUGUCAGCAGUGAUUCAUUUCACGGCCUUCACGAUGGCGGCAGCGGUGACUGCAGCGACAUGAUAAUGGCCAAAGUGAAGUCGGAUCACGCCAACGGCAUGUCGGACCCCAAGGAUGCAAUGCAGGAUCAGAAACACACUCAGACAGUGAGGUCCACAUUGCUAAGCGUAAUCAACGGCGUUGGCGAGCUGAACAUGAACAAUGACAAAAUACAGCCGUCCUGCGCUCACACAGACGUGGAGACUGAGAAGCCUUACCCGGAUUGUCCCUACCUGCUGCUGGACACGCGUGAGCGUGACCUCUACGACCAGUGCCACAUUAUCACAGCUCACAGCUUUCCCAUCGCAAUGCUAUCUCAGACCAUGAACCCCUAUACCAAGGAAGUGCUGGAAUAUAAAAACGCCAAGGAUAAGAUCAUCAUCGUGUACGACGAGGACGAGCGUAUCGCGAGCCAGGCGGCAACCAGCAUGUGCCAGCGAGGCUUCGAGAACCUCUUCCUGCUCAGCGGAGGUCUCAAAGUGGUCGCUCAGAAGUUCCCAGAGGGCAUGACGACGGGCCCCCUGCCUGCCUCCUGCUUGCCCGCCACCGUCCCGCCCAAGUGGAGAAAGUGCGCCCCGCCGCCGCCGCCGCCAUUGAUGCAGGUGGCGGGGCAAAGAUGGAGGUUCACUGCCGACGAGCUCGCCAGGAUCGAAAGCCAGCUGGAGAACAUCGCCAUGAUGGGCAGUAGUCGUACGUCCAGUCGCAUGUCAACGUGCAGCAGUUUGUCCAAAGCGUCCAGCGUCCGCAGCAACCGCCUGGCGUCCACCGCGUCCUCCGUGUCCUCCAGAGACAGCGGACGAGUUCAGAGGCCUUGGAAGUGACGACGUCGCUAACGAGCGCUCCGACAUGACCUCCCGAUCCCCCUCUGUCGUAGUAUUUCCUCCUUUCCUCACAUUUGAAUGUGUUUGCACACGAGUGUCUUUUGCACUCCCAAUGAAGGAGCCGUGGAUCAUGAUGAUGUUUUCUCUAUUUUUAUUAAUAUUUAAUGUGCAGAGCAAAAGCCGCACAAAUGCUGUAUUUUUGCAAAGCGCAUCACAACGCGUCUAAAUGAUCAUUGUUUACUGGGCGAUGUCUGUGUGUGUUUGUGUGUUGCAUCAUGGACGUCACUCAUAGGUCACGUGAUCAGAAGUGACUUUUUUUUUUUUCAUCUGACUUUUUAAAUAAAUGUUUGCUGCAAUUCUUAAGUGUGUGUGUUGAAAGUCCUCCAGGUUAAUAAAAUGAUUGGUUAAACUAAUAAAUAUUACUUUAACAUGUUUGUGUUGUUGUACUUGUGCACUGGUUGUACAACUGUUACCCAAGUAUACAAAACUACCUUUUUAUCUUUCUUUAGACUUACCUUUUUAAAAUUUCUGUCAAAUUU